This is a messenger RNA of Rhagoletis zephyria (snowberry fruit fly), 1119 nucleotides long. RefSeq lists its product as uncharacterized. NCBI's taxonomy places the organism in Eukaryota, Metazoa, Arthropoda, Insecta, Diptera, Tephritidae. The record is from RefSeq and is a predicted model, not a curated record.
AUGUUUUCCUCAAUUAAUUUUCUAUUUUUGAUAUCGCUGGCGGUCACGACGUGGAUCAUUCUCUGCUAUUUCAAACAAAUUGAACUACAGAGGGAAGAGAAAAUGACUGUAGAGGUCAAAAUGGAUAACACAUUUGAAGAAAACCUCAAGCCGCACGUGUGCCUGGGCAAUUAUGACAUCUAUUUGAACUUCCUGGGUGUUUUUGCAUGCAUUUACGCCUUGGCAAAAGUAGCCUCGCUGGCUGAGAGCUACGUCGCACACCACGUGCACACCCGCUUCAAGCACGGAAAGCUCUAUGCCAGCCGGCAUGUAGUGGAGCCUACGACUAUCGACGAAUAUCGCAUACAACAUCUACAACUUACAAUGCAGAAUGAUAACUUGGAAAAGCAGAACGCCAAUUUAGAGCAGAAGGUGAAGCAGCUGGAGCAGAUGAAUUUCAUGAUGGGAGGGAAAGGACAUGUCUACGGCGCGGUGCCGAACUGCGCAAGCAAACUCGGCCAAUCAAACGAUGUCAAUAGCAAGAAGGAAGGCAUCAACAACAAAUCUCUACCGCAAGUUAUACCGCAGGCCUGUGUGUGUGGGGGAGCCAACAGUGUCCCGAGUGCUGUAUGUAAUGGCGCAGCGGCUGUCAAUGGACGAGUUGAAGGUGCUGCCAAAGAAAUCCCUGCUGCAGUCGGAGGAGUAAUCAGAUUUCGGAAUAUGCUAAUACAAGAUCGUCACUAUCAACUGACACGGCAGGUAUAUGUCAAUGACGGCAAUCUAAAGUUGCAAUUUCAAGACUUUCACCAAGAAGUUGGCAGCAUACCGCAAAUCUGGCAAAAAUAUUUGGAAAUGCAAAAAUAUGCGGUACAAAAGCCGACCAGGCUUGAGACGCCAGCAGAAGUGGCAAAUAGUAUGCCUAUUGUUGUAUCCACCGAAGAACUACAAUGGUUGAAAGGUAGCACCGCCCAGCAGAGAGGCAAGCGCCAACAACAGCCGACCCAGUAUCCCACCACCAACUCAAUGGCAACCGCAACAACACAGACACACAUACACCACACAGCACAAACAAAAAUCGCUUUACCCAUGCAAGUUUCCUAUAAAAAUGUAUUGGUUUGUCUACUGUGUUGGUACUUGUAA